CCUCACAGCUUAAGAAAUGGCUUUGCUUUCAGAAUAUGCACUGCACAUGUCUCGUCUAAGUGCCCGGAUCUUUGGUGAAGUGGCCAGGCCUACCGAUUCAAAGUCCAUGAAAGUGGUGAAUAUGUUCAGGGAGCAGCCCUUGGCCAAAAAGAAAGAGACUUAUGACUGGUAUCCAAAUCACAACACGUAUUUUGCACUCAUGGGCACACUCCAUUUCCUUGGCCUCUACAGACAUGAGCAUCAGGAUUUUAAGGAUGAGCAAAGAUGUCUAAAGAAGCUCCGUGGGAAGGUGAAACCAAAGAAAGGAGAAGGGAAAAGAGCUACAACAAAGAAAUAG
This is a messenger RNA of Chionomys nivalis (European snow vole), 337 nucleotides long. RefSeq names its product 28S ribosomal protein S33, mitochondrial-like. Bases 17 to 337 code for a protein of 106 amino acids. The transcript has a single exon. The record is from RefSeq and is a predicted model, not a curated record. NCBI's taxonomy places the organism in Eukaryota, Metazoa, Chordata, Mammalia, Rodentia, Cricetidae. Gene Ontology annotation, cellular component: mitochondrion.